This is a messenger RNA of Amborella trichopoda, 1886 nucleotides long. RefSeq names its product xylose isomerase family protein. The record is from RefSeq and is a predicted model, not a curated record. Gene Ontology annotation, biological process: carbohydrate metabolic process. Gene Ontology annotation, molecular function: xylose isomerase activity. Lineage: Eukaryota; Viridiplantae; Streptophyta; Magnoliopsida; Amborellales; Amborellaceae.
UCAAACGAGACCUCAUCAGUAUAAGAUGAUCACAACUCUGUCAAUCUUCAUCUCUUCUCCUUCUUCUCUCUAUACUUCUGCUUCUCUCUAGACUUUUACUUCUGCUUUUCUCUAGGCUGAGAAUUUCUUUGCAUUUUCAGAGAUGAAGAUGAUGGGGAUUUUGAGGCUUCUCCUUUCUCUCACUUGUAUCCUUUUCUCAGCGGUUGCUGCAAAUCCACCAACAUGUCCUGCUAAUAUUGAUUCAGGUUGCGCUGAUGAUGUCUGGAAAGGAGAGUUCUUUCCUGGAAUCCCAAAGAUCAAAUAUGAGGGUCCUUCUAGCAAGAAUCCCCUGGCUUACAAGUGGUACAAUGCCGAUGAAGAGAUCCUAGGAAAGAAAAUGAAGGACUGGUUGAGGUUUAGUGUUGCAUUUUGGCAUACAUUUCGUGGGACUGGAGGAGAUCCUUUUGGUGCACCAACAAAGUACUGGCCAUGGGAGGAUGGUACCAAUUCUAUUUCGAUGGCCAAAAGGAGGAUGAGUGCCAACUUUGAGUUCAUGGAGAAGCUUGGAGUGGAUAGAUGGUGCUUUCAUGAUAGGGAUAUUGCCCCAGAUGGGAAGACACUGGCAGAAUCAAAUGCUAACUUAGAUGAAGUGGUAGCCUUUGCAAAGGAACUUCAGGAGGGAACUGGAAUCCGGCCUUUGUGGGGCACUGCUCAACUAUUCAUGCAUCCCCGUUACAUGCAUGGAGCAGCUACUAGUUCUGAAGUGGGUGUAUACGCAUAUGCUGCAGCUCAAGUCAAGAAAGCUAUAGAGGUGACACAUUAUCUUGGAGGAGAAAACUUCGUUUUUUGGGGCGGCCGUGAGGGUUACCAAACUCUCCUUAAUACUGACAUGAAAAGGGAACUCGAUCACAUGGCAAGAUUUUUUCAAGCAGCUGUUGAGUAUAAGAAGAAAAUUGGAUUCAAUGGUACUCUUCUAAUAGAACCCAAACCUCAGGAGCCUACUAAGCACCAAUAUGAUUGGGAUGCUGCAACAUCGUUGAGUUUUCUUCAGAAAUAUGGGCUUGCAGGAGAAUUCAAACUUAACAUUGAGUGCAACCAUGCAACUCUUUCUGGACACAGCUGCCACCAUGAGCUAGAGACAGCACGAAUCAACGGCGCGCUUGGAAAUAUCGAUGCAAACACUGGAGAUCCUCAGAUUGGUUGGGACACCGACCAGUUCCUUACCGAUAUUGGUGAGGCCACUCUGGUUAUGCUUAGUGUUGUAAGAAAUGGAGGGAUUGCUCCUGGAGGAUUCAACUUUGAUGCCAAACUUCGUCGAGAGAGCACCGAUGUUGAAGAUAUAUUUCUUGCGCACAUCUCUGGAAUGGAUACCAUGGCUCGGGGCCUUCGCAAUGUUGCUAAGCUGAUGGAGGAUGGAUCCUUGUCUGAACUCAUUCGAAAGCGCUAUGCGAGCUUUGAUACUGAAUUUGGAGCUGAAAUUGAGGCUGGGAAGGUUGAUUUUGAAACGCUAGAAAAGAAAGCCAUGGAAUGGGGAGAACCUGCUGUUGCCUCUGGAAAACAGGAACUUGCUGAGAUGAUUUUCCGAUCUGCGUUGUAGAGAUAGAGAGACAGAGGGAGAGUUACUGAUAUAGAAGAUCAGCUAAUAAAAUACUAAAGUAGUCCGGAAGUCGAAAUAAAUUUGAGUACGAUGUUAGGCUAGAGUUCACGAAAUUUUAUUCCUUUUCUAUGAUGUAACAGUUUCUUAUGGAUAUGGGCCUCGUAAAUCUGUUUUCAUUGCCCAUCUCCCAUGGUUUGUAAACAGGUAGAAUUUGACAGCAGUUACUAAAUGAAAGUUUAAUUCUUCUAUUCCUUCCUUAUAAACAGGUAGAAUUUGACAGCAGUUACUAAAUGAAAGUUUAAUUCUUCUA